AACUGCACAGAUUCUGCUUGGAGUCCCACCAUUGCAAUCCCAGCUGAUCUGAAGGAGGAGGAGUCUGUCACUGUCACCUGCUCAGCUUACACUCCCUGCCCUCAAUCUCCUCCUGAACUCACCUGGAAUCUUCAAACAGACUCUCAAAGACAAACUGAGGAAAACUCAAAUUUAACAUUUACAAGUAAAAUCCAGAAGAACAUCACUCUGUCAGACGCUCAUGAUGGAUUCACCAUCAAAUGUUCUGUCAGUUAUCCUGUGGACAAAGGAAACAGUGUAAAGACAGCAGUGAAGCAACAUACUCUCAAUGUUUUAUAUGCUCCUAAGGACACCUCGGUAUCGAUCAGUCCGUUGGGUUUGGUCCCAGUAGGUAGCUGGGUGAAUCUGACCUGCUCCAGCAGAGCCAAUCCUCCUCACAUCAGCUUCAGCUGGUUCAAGAUCAGCAAAGAGGGAGACAUCAAAGUAGCCGAUGGAGACUUUUACACUUUCAACGUGACCAAAGAGACACAGCCGACAAGCUUUUAUUGUGUGGCCUCAAAUGCUCUUGGUAAUCAGACAUCAAGGUGGAAUCUUACAGAACCUGCAGAUUUUGGGGUUGUAGUCAUCACUAUAGGGAUUUUCUUGGGAGCUGCUGUUCUCUGCCUUCCCAUCAUCAUUUACUGCUGGCACAGAUCAAAAUGUUCAGAUAAAUUCCAAAGGGACACGGAGGAACCAGACUAUGUGAACAUACCGAAGUUGAAACCAAAAAAGGAGAAAAUAUAAUGGAAUCUAAUAUUUAAGUGUUUUUUGUCUUUAAACUACUUAGAUCAGGACUGCAGAGGGGUGUAGUGGUUAGCAUUCCCGGUGUAUGGCAACUGGUUCAAAUCCCAGCUGGGUUCUUUCUGUGGAGUCUGCAUGUUAUCCUCGCGUAUACAGGAGUUUGAACUUGGACUUGGGGAGUUUGCUCCUCCUCCUCCGCCAUGUGGACGCCAUUCCUCCUCUAUGUCCCUCUUGUGUUUUCUCUUUCCCUUGUCCCAUCAAACUCAAUCCCUUCACCAAACUAAAUUAUUUUAGGAAAUUGUUUCUGUUUAAUCCCUGAUUUCUGAAGCAGAUCUAUUCUGAAAGAUGGAAGACUUUUAUCAAAAAGUACAUUUGGACCAGCUUUAAUGAUUAAGUUAUGAGGCUCACUUUCCCUCCUAUAGGUGGAGAUUGUUGUCAUAAUAGAACAGUAAAUACAGUUUUAUGUGAGAGCUUUUAAAGUUAUGCAGAAUUUGUUCAAACAUUUUUAGAAAUGUGUUAUUUUUUUCUGUAUUUACAAAAAUAACCUGAAUAUUGAUAUCAUUUUUCA
Molecule: messenger RNA, 1327 nt
Organism: Oryzias melastigma (Indian medaka)
Lineage: Eukaryota; Metazoa; Chordata; Actinopteri; Beloniformes; Adrianichthyidae
Product: V-set and immunoglobulin domain-containing protein 1
Exons: 5
Source: RefSeq, a predicted model, not a curated record